UUCGAUACCUUCACUUUUCUUUUCUCCACAGCUGUGCUGUCGUUUCCAACAAACCCGUCUUUCGCUCAAGAAACAUUCUAAUCUAUUAUUUCCCUCUUUUCUUAUAAACUAUUCCAAACCCCUAAACACCGAGACAAAAUGAAGUUCUCCGCCGUUUUCACCACUCUCGUCGCCGUUGCCUCGGCCGCCCCCUCCCGGGACAUCUCCUCCUCGUCCAACAGCAAGGUUCAGAAGCGUGCCGCCGUGUUCGCGACGGCCAAGACCUUUGAUGAUCUGUCCAUCAGUGGCAAGAACGCCGGCACCGCAAAGAAGGACGCCCUCCAGAAGCUGAGCGGUCUGCCGACGGACCUGUCCACCGUCAACAAGGCGGAUCUGGCCUUCCUCAACAACGUCAACAAGAUUGCCAACCAAGCCGAACGCGGCGCGUACAAUGUGGAAAUCGCAAAGACGGCACCCGGCGAGGAUGCUCUGGCUCUUCAGCGCGCAAAGAUCCAGAACAAGGUCCUCAAGCUCACGGCCACCGUCAUGGGCCUACAAGCCCAGCAGGCGCAGGGCAAGAACGUGACGGCCAAGCUGGACGAGGAGACCAAGAAGCUCAACAAGAACAUUGCCGACGACGUCGCCAACACCGGCAAGCCCGCGACCGCCCUCAAGUUCAACGCCUCCACCGACAACCCGGCCGCCACCGAGGUGCCCAAGGAUGAUGCCCUUGGCACAAAGGCCGAUGAUGUGGUUGACCAGUCCAUCAAGGCCGCCGGAGGAAACGCUGGCGCCGCUGGGGCGAAGGGCACAGGUAAGAAGGGAACCAAGACGGCGAGCAAGGCUGUUGAGGUUGCCGAGGUUGCUGAUGAGGUUGCCGCUGGCGAGGAGGAUGAGGAGUGAAGCAAUUCACUUAUCUUACAGAGAGAGGAGGUCGGGGUUAAUGGAGCCGGCUAGGC
Messenger RNA from Colletotrichum phormii, 938 nucleotides. RefSeq lists its product as uncharacterized. The transcript is spliced from 2 exons. The record is from RefSeq and is a predicted model, not a curated record. Bases 139 to 882 code for a protein of 247 amino acids. NCBI's taxonomy places the organism in Eukaryota, Fungi, Ascomycota, Sordariomycetes, Glomerellales, Glomerellaceae.